Messenger RNA from Rana temporaria (common frog), 2965 nucleotides. RefSeq names its product breast cancer anti-estrogen resistance protein 3 homolog. Gene Ontology annotation, biological process: positive regulation of peptidyl-serine phosphorylation; small GTPase-mediated signal transduction. Lineage: Eukaryota; Metazoa; Chordata; Amphibia; Anura; Ranidae. The coding region runs from base 341 to 2542 and encodes 733 amino acids. The record is from RefSeq and is a predicted model, not a curated record. The transcript is spliced from 10 exons. Gene Ontology annotation, molecular function: phosphotyrosine residue binding; guanyl-nucleotide exchange factor activity.
UGGCGUGUGUACCUGCACAUGUUCAUGGAAUGCGUCUUCCUCGCUGACAUUCCUCCCAGUGUGCCUGGACAUGCCUUAUAUCUGCCCCCCCGUGAUUGGUGCUCCGGUGACGUCGGCGGGGUGUGGCUUCCUCUCCGGAUUUCUGACGGUUUAAUGAUUAAGAGGCUGACGAUGGAAUGUGAUUGAAACCAACAGGAGCUGCGGCUGCACCCACCACCCGGCCUGCCAACGGGUACCAGCGAGUCAUGGCUCACCGGACGGGCUAAUGUCACCGAUGGUUCUCCUCACCGCCUGAUCAUACACAAGGAUCCCCGGGGCCGGGCGUGCAACAGGCACAGAUAUGCCGUCUCCAACAGAGAUCCUAAAGAAGGAGCUGGAGGAAGAGCUGAAGCUGAGCGGUGAGGAUUUGAGAAGUCAUGCCUGGUACCAUGGACCCCUCCCCCGCCAGGAGGCAGAGAAGCUCUUAGAAAAAGAUGGCGACUUCCUGAUUCGCGACUCGCUCUCCUCUCCCGGGGACUACGUCUUAAGCUGUGUGAGCGCCAAGCAGGUUCUGCACUUCAAGAUCAUUGCCGUCAACUUGCGUCCCCGGCGAGGGGUCUCACGCACGCUCUACCAGCUGGAACAGGACCGCUUUGACAACAUUCCCGCCCUGGUUCGGUCGUACGUCGGCGACAGGCGGGCGGUGUCUGAAUCCUCAGGGGCCGUCAUAGAGAAUCCCGUCAACAGGACAGUGCCUCUGAGUGCGGCGGGGGAGAGGCAGGAAUCCCAGAAGGCAAACAAGGAAAACAGGCGGAGUCUUCACGUGACAGAUAACAGCUUGCUCAGGACCAAAGACAGGUUCGGGAGCCAACCUGGCAAUCUGGACAUCUUGAAGGAAAGACCGUUACAGAGCGCUCAGUCUGACAGCAACCUCUUCUCAGCUGUUACAGCAGAAACAUCGGCGUCUCCAGAUGACACAUCUACCAUCCCAUUAUCGCCUAUUUUCCGAACGGGCAGCGACCCAGUCCUCAGAGCCAAACUUCAAACAAUCCAGCCUCUGGACUGCGGUGGUAACAAUGCCUUGAGGGGUUCCGACAGCCAGCUACACUCCAAGGCUCCACCCAAGCCCAUACGAGCUCCAUCAUUGCUGCUUCCAGACCCUCCUGAUGGGAUGGACACCUAUUGGGAGUUGGUCCCUCGUGUCCCAGAGGCACCUCGAAGACUUAUGGACACCAUGAAAGUUGAGGAACGGUGGAAGAACCGCGCCCGAGCCACAGAGACCACUUUUGGUUUCCUGGACUCAGACAAGUCCCCAGAUGUCAUUCAGUCGUCAAAGGGUCAUUUUGAUUUAGACAACCCUAGAAACUCUAAACCGGUCUACUCCGAAGUUGUCAAAACAAAACUGGUUCAUAAAGAGGUGGAUAAAUCUAGGACAGUCGUUUCUGAAAGCAAUAAAUACAAACCGGUCCAUUCGCCGGAGGAAAGGCCUAAAACAGAACAAUCUAGAACUGAACAUCUCAGCCAACCACACCAUAAGCCGAGACUUUCCAAGAUGGACCAUGUAAUAUUGGAGACUGCUGAAGAUGAGGAUGGUUUCAUCCGGCCGCAGAUUCAGACCAUAACAUCGUACAAUCCCAAAACCUUCCCGUCCAUUCUGCUGUCGCCGGAGAACAAGCCUCUGGAGGCAAAUGCUCUGCGAAAGCUGAAAGAGAUUGUUAGUCAACGAGACUGCAAGGAGAGCGCCCUCCAUAUUCUCCGCGAAAACUGCCAAGAAAUUCGGAUGUGGGGGGUGAGCGAGGAGCAGCAGAGGAUUAUGGGGGUGAAGUCGGGCCUGGAACUGCUGACGUUACCCUACGGCCAGCAGCUGAGACGGGAUCUGCUGGAGAGGCACCACCUGCUGUCUCUGGGGGUAGCUGUGGAUAUCCUGGGCUGCACCGGCGCGGUGAGCGAGAGAGCGCACACCCUGCACCGUAUUAUCCAUCUGGCCAUGGAGCUGAAGGACUUUGCUGGAGAUCUUUUUGGUUUUUCGGCUGUUAUGAAGGCCCUGACCAUGCCCCAGGUUGCCCGCCUGGAACAAACAUGGCAAUCGCUCCGGCAAACGCACACCGACAGCGCCAUCGCUUUCCACAAACAGCUGAAACCGGCCUUACGGGAAAUGGAGGAAUGCCUGUCACUGCCAUCAUUGACCAAUAUAGUGGUGCCGUACGUCCUGCCAGUUCUCAGGGCCUUGGAAGGAGAAGAUGACUGGGGUGGCCCCGUGGAGGAGAGCUGCGGGCGGCUCCUGCGUGUACUGCAAGCAGCGAGGACGUACGUCGCCAAUGAGGAGACUUACCGCAAUAAUGCCGAGAACAAACUAGCCGGAUUCGUUCCUCACCCCGAACUCAGAGAGGCCUUCCAGACGGAGUUCUCCCUCAGGAUUUUCUGGGGCAGUAAAGGCGCCGCGGUGGAACAAAGUGAAAGAUACAAGAAGUUUGACCAGAUCCUGAGCGUUUUAUCCCAGAAACUGGAGCCAGAGACUCCGAGAAGUCGGCUAGCGAGUUCUGUGUAUGGACACGCCUACUAGACUGAUAUCUGAUCAAAGUAGGUCAACUUUAUCGAAAAAAGUCAACAAUGACAUUCUGAUUUGUUACAAUUCUCUACGGAGUUCAUUCUUCACCUUCCAACCACAAGAUGUUCAGCGACUCCGUAUAUCUUCUCCUGAUAGCCUCACGGGCCCCUGGGCAAAGUAAUGCACUGGGCCUCUACCAGCCUGCCCCAGAUGUAAUGCAAGACUAUCAUGGGGCCCCCUAUGCACCUGGGGCCCCUGGGCAGUGCCCAUGCAUUAGGACAGCCCUGUAUCUACUUGACCGAAAUGUAGUCACACCUUUUUUUCUGUUGUUUAUAGCUUGCCACUUUUAUAUCUAUUAGACCAGUGAUCUCCAAACUGUGGCCCGGGGGCCGGACGCGGCCCUUUGCUUGCUUUUAUCCGGCCCUUGGGGAACUAUUU